GGUGCAUGAGUUGUGGAUCAAGUCAGCAAUAGAUUGCUGUUGUGCUUGUCCUCGCUGGGGUUCAUAUCGGCAGGAACUAUUCGAAGGAGCUUACUCGAGAGCCUUUUUUUAAUUGUUUUCUUCCUUCUUAUCUUUGUUCGUUUGAUUUAGCUCGAUGAAGCGCGCAGUUCAGGUGCUGCUUCCGCGCAGCCUCGCCGCGGCAACGCGCCCGCUCAUCUCGGUCGCCUUUUCCUGUGUAGGAGCUCUCCACAUGCCUUGCCGCGGCAUGCACGGCAAGCCCACCUCUGGCCACAAGGUGCGCACCCAGCACAGCCGUCGUUGGUGGAUGCAGUCGAAGGCACACCACCUGACCGCCAUCCCACACGAGGAGGCGCGGUCGAGACCGCACUUCCCUUCCUACAACGAAGACGUAGAUAAGCCGAUGACGGUGCCGGACGGAGCGUGUUGCUUCAACUGUGACAAGCCGAUCGCCGCGGACGACAUCAACAGCUACGUCUGGGUGCCCUCCGGCAACGCCCGUGUGCCGACGACGCAGGGCUACUUCUUUCACGUGCAUUGCUUUAAAUGCUGGAACUGUAAGUAUCGCAUUAUGCAUAAUCAGUUCUACUCAAAGGAUGGCCGAGCGUGGUGCGUGGCGUGUGCGGUGGGUCGUGACAUCCGCGUCCCGGCGCGCCGCUGGCAUACGUCAUACGUGAACACGCACCGCACCGGGUCGCGUCUGACUGGAUCAUUUUUCCCGCGCCACCGGCACCAAAUGGAGUUUGUCUUUAAUCCGAAUGAAUAG
This is a messenger RNA of Leptomonas pyrrhocoris, 784 nucleotides long. RefSeq lists its product as hypothetical. The record is from RefSeq and is a predicted model, not a curated record. Lineage: Eukaryota; Euglenozoa; Kinetoplastea; Trypanosomatida; Trypanosomatidae. Bases 155 to 784 code for a protein of 209 amino acids. The transcript has a single exon.